Messenger RNA from Somion occarium, 2423 nucleotides. NCBI's taxonomy places the organism in Eukaryota, Fungi, Basidiomycota, Agaricomycetes, Polyporales, Cerrenaceae. The record is from the annotation of a GenBank genome assembly.
AACGUGGGAAGUUGGAACACACUGUGACCGAGACUCAGAAGUUAGAAUACAAGAACAGCGACAUCACUUGGCGUUGUCUCAGGCUCCAGAAGAAUAAUAAGUUUGUUUUGCAACGAGCUCUCUCAUACUUACGCGUUCUUCUACACCAUGAACAUCUUGAAUGGUACGAACCAGAAAUCAGUCGGAGUCCUUGCUAUAUCGAAGUCGCCUGCUGGGGGUACCAAACGAUCUGCCGAUGCUCUGGAAUCGGAACUUAUCUUGCCUGCUGGAGAUACUGAGAAAAGACCUUCAAAGCGAAUCCGCACGGAAAAGGAUGAGUACUUAGACAUUUCCCAGCAUGACGACCACAAAGAAGCAUUACCUCCUUCAGUCACAAUGUACCCACCUCUCAAGAGACCUCGAGAUGAGACUGAGCCGAACAUUGAUUCUUCAAACGAACACGUGACGUUAGAAUUGAAACAACUGGCUUCUGUCGAUGAUCAGUCCCCGAGUACCCACUCUAAAUGUGAUGAUCGCAAACCCGCUAAACGUCCUCGCGUCGACGAGAGCGCCUCCCCAGACAACUCAGAAGACGGCGAUACUGUGAAUAAGGUUCUACUGUUGCCGAUGGAGCUGCUUGAUCUCAUUCUCGAGCAACUUUGGGAGCCUGAAAAUAUCGAGUGUGCCUCCCAUUUCACAUUGAGUGCAUUUGCUCGCACCUGCACGAGAUGGCGUAGUGCGGCCAGACCUCAUAUUUUCCGCUAUAUUUUGAUACGGAGCGAGGAAAGUCUCUGCAGGUUCGCUGAGCUUGUCCGUGCCGAGCCAAACAUCGCCAACUGGAUACGCAAAGUACGCAUAGAUGUGUAUCCUGAGCGUCCUGACUAUGGAGAUCUGUCAGAUUUGUCAGAUCAAGAGGAUCAGGAGGAUCCCAAAGGCUACGAAGAUCGUUGGGUAUAUCAAUUUCCCACCAUUCUCGGUGUCACUGCACCGAAUAUCAGGAUUCUGGAGCUCUUCCAUUUCAAACCUAUCUAUGAUCUUCGCGAGGACCUCGAAGCUUUCGCCUGCUGGAUUCCUCACUUGGCACAGCUAAAGUCGGUCGAGCAUUUGAACCUAUGGGAAUGCCAGAUGAGCGCAAACGCCAUGACCGCUAUGGUCCGUGCUCUUCCGAGCCUGACAAGGGCUUUCUUCGUCGAAUGCGACUUCCACGCACCGGAAAAGGCACUACUUUGUGAUUGGUCGAGCGGUUCGGAUCGUCAGUCUCCUUCCACACCUGCUCGGUCGGCUUUAGCACUGGAAGCGGCGCCUGCCCCAGAAAAAAUCGCAAUAAGCUCUUCUACCAAUCGUUCUUCUUUCGACGAUCAUGAUGCGCCGGUGGUCUAUCCUCUGCUUCACCCCCCACCAACAUUGCAAUCGCUGGUCAUAGGCAACGAUGAGACAGACUUCGACGUAAUCGACUUUGAGAUGUUUCGCGACUGGCUCGAUUCUGGCGUAUUAUCCUCAAGCCUCAGGUCCUUGCAUGUUGGUAGCGAUGUCGAUACUGAAUCGCUACGCAAGUCUAUUGCUAGCCUUGGUCCAUCGCUUGCAUUGGAGUAUUUGAAAAUUUCCCUAUUGAUUGAUCCUGAAUUUGUUGUCCCAAUCGCAAAGCAAGUCUCUAAUUUACCCAACCUCAAGACCCUGCGAAUAGCCACUCUGUACCUUGAACGUGACCAACCUGAGACCCUUCACCAGUUUCUCGUUUCUCUAGAUGCACCCAGCGUACGAAGCCUGACAAUCAUCAUGGUAGAACAGGAACCCGUUGAAGAUACAAUAGUGAUAGACGAAUACCUCGCUGGUGACAAGUUUAAGGAUUUUCAUGAGUUCCGACUCGAGUUUUUGGAGGCGAACUUAUGGAACUCAGUGAAGGUCAUGGAAGAUGUGGCGCAGGCGAUGUUCCCGUUAAUGUCCAAGAAACCAGUCUUCCACGUCGAGUGGUUCAAAUACAUGUAUCCAUAUCCGGGGUGUUACUGAGUUUCUCUCCCCUUCCGCUCUGUUCUUGGCCCAUCGGUUGUUGAUAAUACAUAGAUACUGUACGUCCAAUAUUUCAGUACCAGUGUAUAGUACGCAGUACAAGCUCGGUACAGAAUAUCAUUGUGAUUCCGAGUUCAUCCUAGCCAGCUGUACUACUAAGCCGUUUAUUACAGACGUCGAAAGGUUAUGCUCUUGCGCAUUCGGAGAAUUUCCACUAUGAGGCUAGGGAACAGAAGGUAUGUCUGCGGGUCCUCAUGGGCGAUAUGGAAUGAAGGAAGAGGAACGAGAACUUGGACCGCCUAUCGAGCAGCAUUGUGGUACUCGUGGUAGUGCCUCCUUGGUGCCUCCUAUGGGGGCGUGCAAGCCUCGUGGAAGACUUGUGAAGACCUGCUAAUAUUGUGUCCAGGAGUAUACUUAAUUAAAAGCGAGUAUUACGC